UUCACGACCAUUGUAGUGUACCGUAAUUUAUGUUUUAACAGUUCGUAAUAAGUACUGACUCUAGAAAUACAAGAAAAAUUGUUAUUUUUUAUUCGAUAAUUUAUUAUUUAAUUCGGCCAUACUAUGGACGAUUUACAGAAUUAUAAAUUGCAACUUCAACAGGUAGAAGCAGCUCUUACGACAGACCCAACCAAUGAGGAACUUUUAAAAUUAAAAAUCGAUCUCGAAGAAGUAAUAGAGCUGACACAUGAUUUAAUUAAAUCACAACAACAGGAAAAAAGGCAAGCCAAUGGCAUGGAUGCUAAAGAUCCUAUUUUGCUUGCAGUGUUAGCCAAUAAAUGGAAAGUGGGCGAUCAAUGUAUGGCUCCAUGGAGCGAGGAUGGCAAAUAUUAUGAAGCAACGAUAGAUGCAAUAAGUGAAGAUGGAGUCGUGAACAUAACUUUCAAUGAGUACAAAAAUACUGAUGUUACGAUGCUCAGUCAACUCAAGUCAAUAGCUAAGAGGCCAGCAUCGGAUUGGGCAGAUCAGAAAUCAAAAAAAAUGCAAGCAGCUGCUAUUGCAGGAGCUGAUCCAAAUAAGCAAAGAGAAUACCUUAAGAAAAAAAAACAAAGAAAGCUACAACGAUUCAAGGAACUUGAAGAAGAACGUGAAAUGGAAAAAAAUAAAUGGUUAGCUUUUACGAAUAAGUCGUCAAAGAAAGGUGUAAUAAAGAAAAGUAUAUUUGCAACACCAGAGAAUGUAAAUGGAAGAGUAGGUAUUGGUACAUGUGGCGUAAGUGGUCGAGAAAUGACUAAAUUUAGUAAUGGUGAAAAAUGGAGGAGAGGAGCGUGAAUAUUAAUGUAAAUAAAAAAAUCACACAUUCUGUGAGAUAGAAUUUUGAAUUAUUGUUACAUUUGAUCAUUCAGUUUCUAUGAGAACUGAGAUUGUAUGUUUCGUUUGUGAGAAUGGUCAAUAGGCACAGAAAAAUGAAAUAAUCAAUAAUAAUAUCUGAGUGUGCACAGGUAUGUAUAAGUUUAUUGAAUGAAAAAUUUCACUUUAAUAAAUUCUGACAUUAUUUUGCAUUUUUUAACCUACACUAUUGAAGGAUGAGUGUCAUGAAUGAGUGUUUCUAGAUUAAUGUCUUUGUAAGUAUGAUUUGUUUAUAAUCAAUUAAUGAUAAAAAUAAAUGUAUAUUUUAAUGUCA
This is a messenger RNA of Vespula vulgaris, 1183 nucleotides long. It is a transcript of the gene Spf30, whose product is annotated as survival of motor neuron-related-splicing factor 30. Gene Ontology annotation, cellular component: precatalytic spliceosome; nucleus; cytoplasm. Bases 124 to 831 code for a protein of 235 amino acids. Lineage: Eukaryota; Metazoa; Arthropoda; Insecta; Hymenoptera; Vespidae. The record is from RefSeq and is a predicted model, not a curated record. The transcript is spliced from 5 exons. Gene Ontology annotation, molecular function: RNA binding. Gene Ontology annotation, biological process: mRNA processing; regulation of alternative mRNA splicing, via spliceosome.